GGAAAAAAUAUUGAGAGUUGUAACCCCUCAUUCAUCUCCUCGCCCCGCAAAUCUCAAGGAAGAAAAGCACACAGUGGGGCCCGGCCUCGCGGCGCCCGGAAACACAGAACGAGCGACCUCCGCCCCGCGCUCGGGACCACCGUGGCAGAAGACGCCCCGCUGCGGCGGAGACCCGAGACCGUGCAGAGCCUAAGGCCACCUACCGUGUGUCUCCUGCACCUGCCCUGCACUGACUCGGCUUCAGAGAGGACCAUGCAGCUAGAGAUCAAAGUGGCCCUGAACUUCAUCAUCUCCUACUUAUACAAUAAGCUGCCCCGGCGCCGCGCAGACCUCUUUGGGGAGGAGCUGGAGCGGCUGUUGAAAAAGAAAUAUGAAGGCCACUGGUACCCCGACAAGCCCCUGAAGGGCUCCGGCUUCCGAUGCGUGCACAUUGGGGAGAUGGUGGACCCUGUGGUGGAGCUGGCUGCCAGGCGCAGUGGCCUGGCGGUGGAGGACGUGCGGGCCAAUGUGCCUGAGGAGCUGAGCGUGUGGAUCGACCCUUUCGAGGUGUCCUACCAGAUCGGCGAGAAGGGGACAGUGAAAGUGCUCUACCUGGAUGACAGCGAGGGUGGUGGCGCCCCAGAGCUGGACAAGGAGAUCAAAAGCAGCUUCAACCCUGAUGCCCAGGUGUUCGUGCCCAUCGGCAGCCAGGACAGUUCCCUGUCCAGCUCCCCAUCGCCGCCCUUCGGGCAGUCACCUAGCCCCACGUUCAUCCCCCGCUCCGCGCAGCCCAUUACCUUCACCACCGCCUCCUUCGCCGCAACCAAAUUUGGCUCCACCAAGAUGAAGAAGGGCGGUGGGGUCUCAGCUGCAGGCACCGUGGGCAGCAGCGGGCCUGGUGGGCAGCAGCCACCACCGCAGCCCCCGCGCCUGGCACGCUCGCCCACCGGCAGCCUGCUGAAGCACAAGGGCCUGUCACUGUCCAUGCACGCACUGAACUUUGUCCCAGCCAGCCCAGCGCCGCCACAGUCCCAGCUGUCGCCCAACGCCAAGGAGUUUGUGUACAACGGUGGCCGUGGCUCGCCCAGCCUCUUCUUUGAUGGCGCUGAAGGCCAGAGUAGCGGCCCCGGGGCCAGCACCUGUAACAGCAGCGGCUUUGACGUGGCCCAGGUGUUCGGAGGGGGUGCCAACAGCCUCUUCCUGGAGAAGACGCCCUUCGUGGAGGGCCUCAGCUACAACCUGAACACCAUGCAGUACCCCAGCCAGCCCUUCCAGCCUGUGGUGUUGGCCAACUGACCGACCGUGCAUGUGCCUCCAGCAGGGAGGGGAGGGAGCAGAGUGGCGGGGAGGCAUGCAGGGGGACACGGGGGUGGCCGACGUCCUUACUGGCAGAAAGGAUCCAAGGAUCCAGCACGCCGCCGCUGUGGGAAGGCUCCCGGAACUCAACCCCCUGACUGUCUUCCUGCUGCCUCUGAUUUAUUUGGUUGGUUUGGGUUUUGUAUUUUUUUUCUUUCCAUGUAGGUUUUGAUAGAGCAUCUUUGAUUAGUGGCUUCUUGUGCUAAGAAUGGUCCAGAUGUGAAUUGCUGCUCCCUGCUCUCCGUUCCCUCCCUCACACUCCUUCAAGGGUCGUGUGGCCAAGCUCACAGGGAAGGAAGAGCCGCAGCUGGCGCCGGGUGAACCAGCUGGCGCCGGGUGAACCCGGAGCAGAGCAGAGGGGAGUGGAGAGACCAGGCCCCGCGUCCGCAUCCGCCUCUCUCACCCAGUUAUCCUGUCCUCUCAAAGCCAUCCAACCUCAGCAGGUCUCCUGGGGCCCUGCCCCCUAAAUAGCUCUGACUCCAGCCCCAACUCCCUCUCAGGCUGGGCUCCCGACACCCUCCCCCUCCCACAUGCUGUGACUGCCUGCAGGGAGACCAGCACUAUGUUUAGUGGAGAUCUUUCAUCUCUCUGUGUCGCUGUCCCCUCCUGCCCUAGACCAUCCUCAUGGCCCAGGAGACCCCUCCACCAACCCAGGUGGCCUCCCUUCCUCACUAAUGCAUCCCUGUCUUCUCUGAGCCUGAGGUCAUGGGCAGAGAGGUGGGAUGAGCGUGUGUGUGUGUGUAUACACGUGUGUGUACACGUGUGUGUGAGUGCAUGUGGUUUGCCAUCCUAUUCUAAAGGAUUAUGAGCCCAGUGACACCUUCUGUCUGCUGUCUGGGUGUAAUUCUGGGUUACAGGAAGUGCUUAUUUAUGUUCCAGGUUGGGUUGGGCCAGGGUGGGUGAUCAGUCCUUUCGUAGGGCAGGACCUGCAGAGGGUGACACUGGCUGGGCCUAGGACACUCCUCGGGGAAAGCACUGCAGGAGGAACUGGUUUCCAUACUGCAGGGGAUCUGCACUUUUGUUUGUUUUUGACCAAAAAAAAUCCGAAGGACAAAGGAUAUAGCCAAGCCUCUGACACCUAGAGGUUCCUAGAAGUCCCAAACCUGUCCCAUGGCCCCAGCCGGGAUGUGAGCCCCUCGUCUGAGCCCCUGAGGGGACGGGGCUGGAGUUGGUCACAGAUGUCGUUUUACUGCCUGUGUGCACUGCCUGUGGGCUUCUUUACCUCUCACCCUCAUUUAAGUGGGGCCUCAGCGCCUGAUGCUGUGAGGCAGGGUUUCCCUGGCAGGGCAGGCAGAAAAACCAGUGCCCUCUAAGCCUUUGGGCUGCAGGAAGGUGCUCGUUCCAGUGCCCCUGCAGAAACAUGGCUUUCUCCAGCCUGGGGGCAGCUUCCUUGCCCUUACGGUGCUUCGGCAGGUGGGGUCUUGGUAUCGGGGGCCCCAUCGCCUGGAAGCGCCAAAGCCCCUGGCACCCCAUGCUGUGCCAUCUUCCCAGGGGCCUCAGGCAGGCACUGUGGUGGCAGUGGGUCCGACCCAGCAGGCGCUCCCAGCCUCCUCUUCCUGCACUGGGUACCAGCUCUACCUCCCCCACGGGGCAAGGCCCCAGCUUCCCAGCCCAGCACCCUCUGUCCCCUUGCACCAGUCUCUCAGGCUGGGCCACCCUUGCCCUCCUCCUAGCACCCACCCAGGUGACAGGCCCACGCAGACCACGUCUCUUUGGGAAAGACUGAGUCUGUCUUAGCCCUUCCAGCCCCUUGGCACACGCAGGCUGCCAGGCUCCUCCGCAGCGCUUUGGGCCAAGAGACCAGCCCCGCGGUGUCUGGAAAUCCGAAGAAAAUGUGUGUUCAGGAACAUGACGCCGGCCGGGGCUUCGGCCCGGCUCAGUCUCGUCUCAAAUCUAGGCAUUUUUGCUUCAAUUUUAUUUUUUUUAAAAGAAAACAAAAACCUGCACUAAUUUACCUGGUUUCGUAGGAAAACUUUUUUUUUAUUUUUUACAUUUUUUGGUGUCUGUUUGUAUUGAAUAAUUUGCUACAUUUGUAAAAUGUAAGAGGUAUAUAUAAUAUAUGUAUAUUUCUAACGUAAGAAACGUAAUUUUUUUCUUUUCAAGAGUUUUUUCUUAAAAAGAGGAGAGAAACCAAUAUUUUUUCAGGAAAAAACAAACUUUAAAAUAAAAAAAGAGGAGAAUAAAGCCUUUUUCUCCCCUUUCCCCAUCCUGUCUAUCCCUCUUUCCCAGGAACAAGUCGAAGGUGGGUUAUCUUGUAAAGAAUGUACACUGUCAGUCCAGAAUGGUGUCUUUUUCUCAAUGCAGUGACUCUAGAAUCUCUAGUUUUUUCCCUAGGGACGGGAAGGGGACAUUGAGGCAAGCGUGGAGAGGGGCCAGGGGAGCAGGGUAAUAACCUUUUUUUUCUUUAGUGAAGGAGGAAUACAAUCAAGCAUUUUGUAUUCAGAAUGUUGUGCAAUAUUUUGGAAUGGAACAUUGGUGUGUUUAGAGAUUUAGUUUAAAAACAACAAAAAAGAUUGAUCAAAUCUGUACAGUUUAUAUUGUUCCAGAUUUUUUUAAGUUUGUAUUAAAAGCAUGAAUAUAUAAUAA
This is a messenger RNA of Cavia porcellus (domestic guinea pig), 3921 nucleotides long. RefSeq names its product transducer of ERBB2, 2 (gene Tob2). The coding region runs from base 253 to 1275 and encodes 340 amino acids. NCBI's taxonomy places the organism in Eukaryota, Metazoa, Chordata, Mammalia, Rodentia, Caviidae. Gene Ontology annotation, biological process: regulation of gene expression. The transcript is spliced from 2 exons. Gene Ontology annotation, molecular function: transcription corepressor activity. Gene Ontology annotation, cellular component: cytoplasm; nucleus. The record is from RefSeq and is a predicted model, not a curated record.